AUGACCCGUACUGCAAGGUCGCUACUGUUUAACUCACUGUCAGUACGAAGACAUUCCUGGAAAGACACGCUGGUGGAUUCUGGACGAUUUGGAAAUAAUCAAAAUGGAUUACCAGACUCUCAAAGUGACGCCAGUAUAAAAGUCAUAAUGCAUCGCUCACAGUCAUCGUUUCUACGGGCAUGCAGUGUCCAAGGCCUUGAAGAUUACGACACACCACGAGCUCCACUACUACGCCAAGUCUCCCUGGAUGAGGAACGACGAGACGAGUGCCAGGGUCACUGGCGAGGACCUGAGCUUCAAGGAGACGAGGAAGAGAGAGGAGUCAGGCUGUUCAGGGCGUUACUGCUGCAGCAUUUGAGGCUGGAGCAUCUGAGGCCACCACCCUGCUUUGUGGCACCGGCUAAACCUGAUCAAAGGGGAUGGUGGAUGUACUGGCGCGACUGGAGGUCUUUGGAGCGAGCAGCUCGAAGGUUCAGGGAGACGAAGGCUCGAGCCAGGCUAGCAGCUGAGGCGGAACAUAUAUCCCUGCUGUGCCUUGACGAGGUCGAGUUUGAAGAUAUUAUGCAGGAGCUGUGUCAGUCCUGCGUUCACACAGAACAAAGAGCUUUAGUAGUCCUAGCAUUCCUCUGUGAAGUAUGUGCUCGUGCUGUGAGGGUCGGAGGAUGGUGCCGAGCGGUCGACUGGGCCGCCAAGCACGUGGCACAGUGCGCCACGCCGUGGGCCAUCAAACAUGGAGGAUGGAGUACAGUAGUAGAACGAGCAGGCGGUGCACGACGCGAUGAAACAACACUACUAGCCGGUGCGGCGCUGGCGGCGUUACUGGCAUUUCUGCUAUUCUGUCGAGCGCGCCUGCGCACUGCGCUUUACUAA
Molecule: messenger RNA, 870 nt
Organism: Spodoptera littoralis (African cotton leafworm)
Lineage: Eukaryota; Metazoa; Arthropoda; Insecta; Lepidoptera; Noctuidae
Source: the annotation of a GenBank genome assembly